GCCGGAACGCCGCGGGCGGCGUUGGGUUGCUGCGGUGGUCGCGGUUCCCAGGUGAGCGGCGCGCGGGCGACCCUUCCUCCCCUCGCAGAGCCCCCGCCCCCCGUUCAGGAUACUUUUUCGUCUCCGGAGCCCAGGCCUCGGCGAGCACGCAGGAUAUAUGUUUGCCAUCAUGGAUCAGUUUGGAGAUAUAUCAGAAGGUGAAGUGGACCAUUCUUUCUUUGACAGUGACUUUGAAGAAGCAAAGAAAUGUGAAAGUAACUCAGUUUUUGACAAGCAAAAUGAUGACGCUGAAGAGAGAAUAGAUAAAGAUAUGGAAAAUGUAAACUUGAAAUUUGGAAUACAGAGAAGGAAAAGUGAUCUUACUGAGAAGGGAACUGAAAGAAAUGAGAAAAUUUCUCCAGAAGAACACCCCAUAGAAAAUGAUAAUAUACAAGCUAGGGACUCUUUGUUCUUGACCACUUCUUCACGAUCAAAACUGUGUGAUGCUACAGUAGAACAUAAAAUACACUUGCCUAUCCCAAGUAGCAUUCCCAAAAUUGUAAAAGAAGGUGAACGUGAUUACUAUACAGAUGGAGAGGAAAGCAGUGAUGAUGAGAAAAAGCAUCAUGUCAGGUCAAAGUCAGCUAAACCAUCUAAUAACUUCAAGAAAAGCGCAAGUAAAAAGGAUUCCAGAAGUAAUUCCUCUUCCUCUCUGUCCUCCUCGUCUUCAAGUUCUGAUACAGACUGUUCAAAUACCGCGUCUGAUGUCUGUUUAUCUGAUUCAUCUCCAUCAUUAAAGAAGCGUCUCUUUGGUGUAACCCACUUGCCACCAAAACAGAAAUAUAAACUGAGAGAAAAAUCAACAGGAGCACAAACUUCAGGUACUAAGCCAAAAGUCGGUGACUACACCGAGGAAUCUGAAGAUACUGUGACAGAUGUCAGUCCUUUAUCAACUCCGGACAUCAGCCCUGUUCAGUCUUUUGAACUGGCUGCAUCAAACAAUCAAAAAAUGAAAGUUAAAAGGCAAGAGAACGUGAGUCAAGAAGUAUAUGAAAAUGUUGAGGAUUUUAAAAAUAAUUCAAAGUCUUUGAAAUCAGACAAAAAAGGGAAAGAAAAACAUGAGCCCAGUCUUGCCUCAGUGUCGGCAGUGUUGGAUUCCAGUUUAGACCACAGAUACAAGGAAAAAGUCUUACAUGACACAAUGGACCUGAAUCAUCUUUUAAAAGCUUUUCUGCAAUUAGAUAAAAAGGGACCACAAAAACAUCACUUUGAUCAGCCUUCAGUAGCACCUAGGAAAAACUACUCUUUCACAAGAGAGGAGGUGAGACAGAUUGAUCGGGAAAAUCAGAGGCUUUUGAAAGAACUGUCGAGACAGGCUGAAAAACCAGGAAGCAAAAGUACGAUUCCAAGAAGAUCGACUGGUCCUCCACCUAGGUUAUAUCAUAGUGCUCUCAACAGACAGAGGGAACAACAAAGGAUUGAAAGAGAAAAUUUGGCUUUAUUGAAACGGCUUGAAGCUGUGAAACCAACAGUUGGUAUGAAACGCUCAGAACAGCUGACAGACUAUCACCGCAACAUGGGUUAUUUCAGCUCAUCCCCGACCUCCAGACGAGUGAGGUCCACUCUUGGCCAGUACAGCCCGUUAAGAGGAGCUUCCAGGACAUCCAGUGCUACCAGUGGUCUCAGUUGUAAGAGUGAGCAAUCAGCUUUUGACACAUCCAGUGGCCUGUUGCUAAGACCUAAGCCCCCUAAUGUCCGUACAGCUUGGUUAUAAAAACUCUUUUUACUUUAAACAUUGAUCAUCAAAUUCUUAUUGAAGUGCUUUUGUAUAUUACUAUCAUUCUCUGUAUAAACAUCUAAAUACUUCUUUAAGCAAUUUAAGGUGUACAACAGUAACUUGUAAUUUAUUGUAAUUUGAUGCAAAAUUGUUUUGAAAAAGACAAUUUAAUAUAAAAUCAGUGUUUCCUGUGAGGAGGAGUUUAUAGGAGACUUGUAUGUAUUUUACAGAGAAAUGGUAGUAUGCCGGUGUAUUUUCUCAACAUAGAAAUUGGUUCAGCUGUCAGACUGACAAAACAGUUGUGAUAGCAUCGCUGAAUGUUGGACCCAAGAUGUUUAGCUAUAUAGUUCUUGUUUGUUGUUUUUUUCAUUUCUUGUAAGCUUUAUACAUGAGCAUAGCUCCUGACUGACUUUGUUUUCUCUUUGCUUCAGAACUUGGGCAGUGUGACUUAUAACUUAAUUAUAAGAUAGUUAUUAUGAAACAAAUCUUGAAAUUUGUUUUCAUUGGUGGAGCUGAUUUAGAUUUGAUGAGCAGAUUGAGUGAAGCUUGAACUGGGGCAAUCCUUGGGAUUCACCAGAGGUGCCUACUACUUCCACAGAAGGGAACUGAGUUAGAUCUCAAACACGUUAUCAACCAUUCUGAACCAUUUCAAACUGUGAGUAUUAGAAAGCUCAACUUAGAAGCUCCUCUUUCAUGUUUUUAUAUAUUCAGGGAAAGUAGUUAAUGAUUCUGAGAAAUUAGGUUUCUUUAGAGCUACUGCAUUGUGAAUAGUUUGUCCAAGGACCAGAUCAUCAUAAGCAAAAGCAAGUAUCUAUUGAAUCAGCAAAAUAGCACCACCAGUUUGAAGAGCCAAGAAGCAGAUCCUGAGUUGUGUCAGGACAGUGUUUUAAGUGAUGCUGUUAAUGAGUUGUGUUAUCCUUAGAGUUUAUUGUUUUAAGUGAGAAGAAAAGAAAGAAAUGCAUUGUCUCGCAGCUAUAGAAAUUCCAGCUAGUGUUUUUAAGGGCUGAAAAAGAAAACUAAAAAUGUGAAUGAUAAAGGGGAAAAAAAUUUGUUGAGGCUACUUUAAAUGUCAGCUAACUUUCUUGCUUUGUUUUGGUUUGGGCAUUUGUGUUGAAUCCUGGAAGUAUCAUUUUUAUCAGUCCCACUUUUAAAGUCCUAAUAAUCUUAAAUAGAAUUAGUAAUGGCGAGUGGGGUGUAAUAUAGUUGACUUUUAAAAUUAGAAUAUUUUUCUGUCAAUCUAAAGGCUCUUAUAUUAUACAACAAAGUAUAUCUAGGUCAUGUUGCUUCUGCUGUCCUAAUUAUCACUGUUUUCAUUACUGGCCUUUUCUGUAUACCUUAAAAUGUAUUGGAAAGUUUCUAUAUUAAAUGCUAAAUCUUU
Molecule: messenger RNA, 3134 nt
Organism: Globicephala melas (long-finned pilot whale)
Lineage: Eukaryota; Metazoa; Chordata; Mammalia; Artiodactyla; Delphinidae
Source: RefSeq, a predicted model, not a curated record